AUGUCCUUGAGGAAUGGUUCGGACCCUCGUGAACCAGAGUCAGCGCCUCGAAUAGUCAAGCUUCCACGCCAUCGUCUCCGCUCUGUCGCUUCGACCCUCAAAUCCCUCCACCGUCUCCCAUGUCCACCUCCUCUCCCAACCCACCUUCUCACCGUCGUCUGCAUAUCAGACACACACUGCACGCAUCCGCCCAUCCCACCCGGUAACCUCCUCCUUCACGCUGGAGACCUAAGCAAAUGGGGUACGUUCUCCGAGAUACAAGCCCAGCUCACAUGGCUAUCGGAACAGCCACACAAGUACAAGGUCGUUAUAGCUGGAAACCACGAUCUACUCCUCGACCCCGAGUUCAAAGAACAGCAUCCAGAGAGGUGGCGAGAGGCCGCGCAAGCGGCAUCUGAUGAUAAGCACAUCGACUAUAUUGACCGUCCAGCCGCCCAUCUCGAUUGGGGAAACGUGAUAUACCUCCAGGAUUCGUCCGUCACCCUGUUGUUUCAUGGGGAUCGCAGCCUUAGGAUCUAUGGCUCACCGCUCACUCCUCGGUAUGGCCUCUCCGCUUUCCAACAUCCUCCUUCAAAGGACGUUUGGACCGACAAGGUUCCCCCACACACAGACAUCAUCCUCACGCACGGCCCACCUCGAGGCCACCUAGAUGGAUUCAAGAAGUCUGGGUGCGCGUUUUUAACGCAAGAGGUCGUGCGAGUGCAGCCUUGCUUGGUGGUCUGCGGGCAUAUACAUGUGGGAUACGGGACUGAAGAGCGCGUUUACGAUCAGGUGGGAAUAGCCUAUGAGCAAAUUUCUGGGCAAGGAGCUGGAUGGGGGACUUUACUGGGCAUGGCGUGGGGUGUCACGUGGGGAUAUCUGAUUCCUAGAUCAUGGCGACGGUCAGAGAGGAAAACGACUUUUGUCAAUGCGGCGGUCGUGGAGGGAUGGGAGAAUCAUAGGGUGAAGAACGAAGCCGUUGUUUUGCAGGUAUGA
Messenger RNA from Letharia lupina, 975 nucleotides. RefSeq lists its product as uncharacterized. NCBI's taxonomy places the organism in Eukaryota, Fungi, Ascomycota, Lecanoromycetes, Lecanorales, Parmeliaceae. The record is from RefSeq and is a predicted model, not a curated record. The coding region runs from base 1 to 975 and encodes 324 amino acids. Gene Ontology annotation, molecular function: hydrolase activity. The transcript has a single exon.